This is a messenger RNA of Hyaloscypha bicolor E, 1083 nucleotides long. Its product is annotated as Clavaminate synthase-like protein. Lineage: Eukaryota; Fungi; Ascomycota; Leotiomycetes; Helotiales; Hyaloscyphaceae. The transcript is spliced from 5 exons. The coding region runs from base 1 to 1083 and encodes 360 amino acids. Gene Ontology annotation, molecular function: oxidoreductase activity. The record is from RefSeq and is a predicted model, not a curated record.
AUGGCAACAGAGCAUCACUCCAUCAUCCAAGAAUGGCCAACUACCUUGAACUCUACCCUGGUGUGGGACCGCAAGCAAUUCACGAACGAGGACACCUACAUCCACAAUCUGUCUAACAAUGAAAAGGCUGAGAUCAAUGCCGCACUGAAUCAUUUCAAAGGUCUUGGCUUGGAUGGACAGGAAGUCAAUCGCCAGAACUUCCCACUGCCUACCGUCCAGGAGCGUCUUCGAGCCUAUACCCAAGAACUCUACCGAGGCAAAGGAUUCUUCUCUAUUCGUGGACUCGAUCCAAAUGAGUACUCCCCUGAAGACAACGUCUUGCUGUUUCUGGGAAUUUCUAGUUACGUCGCCGAGAGGCGAGGCAAGCAAGAUAGCAGGGGCAACAUUUUUGCGCACAUCCGCAAUGCCACCAUCAUGAAGGCACCGCAGGAAGACCGGCCGUUCAAAGAUUCCACUGGCUUUCACAACGACAUGUUCUGCGACAUUCUUGCCAUGCAGAGCCGUGCCAGAGCCGCAGAGGGAGGUCGACACUUCCUUUCCCCAGCUUUGACCGUCUACAACGAGCUGGCUGUGGAGAGGCCAGACCUGCUCGAAGUUCUAGCCACCCCAAACUGGACAUUUGACAACCGUGGCCGGGACUCGCAGCCCAAAAAGCGUGCACUCCUCUUCUACCACGGCGGCCACGUCAUCCUGAAUUUCGUCCCUCAAUCACUCGUCGGCCUCCCAAACAUGGCCCGAGACGCUGACUUGCCGCCUCUAUCUCGCCUUCAGCACGAGGCGCUCGAGGCAGUCCAACGCAUUGCGGUGAAGCAUCAACUCGCCCUGUCCUUCCAGCCAGGAGAUCUAACCUUCGUCAACAACUUUGCAAUCCUUCACGCCAGAGAAGCGUUCACGGAUGAUGAGGUGAACCAGCGCUACCUCGUUCGCAUGUGGCUUAAGAAUGAUUUGCUCGCGUGGAAGCUUCCGCACCCCCUUCAAGAGGGGAGCAAGAAGAUCUUUCACGACAAGAGUCUGCAGGAGGUGUGGAACAUUGCCUACACUCCUCGAUUGACAUUUGAAAUCCGCGAGUGCUUCUCACCAUGA